CCCACCCUGCAGAAUGUGUUUUUGAGCCAUGCCUUGUGCUCGUCCAUUCGCAUUCUCUAUCGCGCCGUCUCUCUCUGCAGUCGUUGUCCUUCGUCCUCGUUGCAGAGUGCGCGUUGCCAACCGAAAAAAGUGCCGUUGUCAUAAUAAAACGGGUAAAAUGGGAGUCGCGAGCAAUACAAGAAAGGCUGCUGCGGCUUAGACCAAACGAAUACAAGAAAUCACAGUUCAAUUAAAUCCUAAUCAAAUGUGUGUUUCCCCAUUCCGAUUCCUUACAGUGUACUCCGCCAUCUUCUGCCAUGGAAAUUGUGCACUAGAAUAGCAACAAAGAAAAGAAAAACUUAAAGAAAACUUCCUCGCGUCGUGUUUGAGUACCGUUAACAGUUAACACAGUGGAACUUUCUCGCGUUGGUGCCGAUCACCGAUCCCUGAUCUUCGAUCUUUGAUAUCCGAUCCGCGUUAAUCUAACCGUUUGUCUGUCUAUCAAUAAUCGCGCGUGAGUGUAUUUCUCAUUCUCUGUGUCUCUGUGUGUGUGCGUGUGUUUGUGUCUGUGUAUUUUUGUGUGUUUCUGCCUCCCCCCCUGUACAUAUGUACAAUACUUGUCGUCGUCGUCGUCAUCGUAAUUGUAAUCAUCAUCGUCAAUCGUUGUUGUUGUUUGCCGCUGUUGCCGUUAUCCUAUUACGCACACCAACCGACGGCACCACCCUACGUCGCCGCCUUUGCCUAAAUUAAUAAUUAUAAGAAAUCUGUGUUCUUCGGUGUUGUCUCGUGUCAGUGUCUAUCAUUUGUUUAAGUACGACAAGCGGUCCGCGAAGAGUAAAUGCCUCAACGACACCAUUCACCAGUCGCAGUCGCAAUCGCAAUCGCAAUCGAUGUCCAAAACGCAAUCGCUAUGGCCAAUGCUCCAUUGUGUGUGUGCUAAUCGAUAUACAUACUAUAUAUACAUAUAUAUACGAGUAUAUGGUACAACAACAUCUACAAACACCAGCUAAACCCCAAAAUAUCAUACGACAAAAGCAACAGCUGGCACGGGAACUGGAAGGAUCAUAAACCCACUGAAAAAGGUCAAUUUAUUGAAUACGUAACUUUGGGAGCCACUUUGCUGGACGCUAGAUGGAAAAGAAAUGACGAAACUUCCUAGCCGCAACAAAAUUGUUUGAUAAAAGUUUCUCCAUAAAUAACAAGAACUUUAAUUUUUUUUAACCAAAAUUAAACAUAAACUUUGUUGAGCAAAAAACAACAAAAAAAUGGUUAAAUAAAAAAAAGAAAUUAAUAUAUUUGCACUAUUUAAAAUCCCAUAAGUAAAUAAAAGAUGCAGUAAAUAAAUUAUAAAUAAUCCCCAGAACACAGCAAAAAUAUAUAUACAUAUAUAUAUAUAUAUAAAAUCAAAUCAAAUAAAAUAAAUUAAGGAGAAAAACACACACUCGCAGGGAAACCAAACCAGCAACAAAAACAGCAACCCUACCAAUUUUUGAACAUUGUAACCGACCGACAAAAUAGGCAAACAUUUACAUCAAUUUAUGCAAAAUAGAAAAUGUUAAAUUCCCACAACUCUGCAAACCAAAUUACGCACAAUAAAAAUAAUAAUAGAAGCCACAAAAACAAAAACCAAAGCAACAACCACAGCAUCUGCAUCCGCAUCAGCAACAGCAACAGCAACAAUAAUAACAAUAAAAGCCACAAAAUGCAUUUGAAAAGUGCAAUAAUAACAACAGCAACGGCAACAAAAGACACAACAGUAGAAACAACAACAACAACAACAACAACAGCCACAAAAAUACUGAAGCAUAAGUUAAGCAAAUUGUAUGGAUACUACGGAUACGGAUACAGAUACGGUUGGAUGCAAGUCUUCCUACUACUGACACUCCACGUGAUUGGUAAUCAAAGUGCCUGGCAGGAGAAUAUACGACCAAAACUCUAUGUGGAAUUAGGUCCCGAAGAUAUACUGAAGUUUCUGGGAAACGAAAGUGUCGUGGAUCACUUUAAGCUCGUCACCAAGGAUGGCAACAGUCUGCUCAUCGGUGCAAGAAAUACGGUCUUUAAUUUAAGCAUACACGAUCUCGCUGAGCAGCAGCGCCUGGUCUGGACAUCGCCGGAAGAUGAUACCAAAAUGUGUCUCGUCAAGGGUAAAGAUGAGGAGGCCUGCCAGAACUACAUCCGCAUCAUGGUGGUGCCGUCGCCGGGGCGCCUCUUUGUGUGCGGCACCAACUCGUUCCGGCCCAUGUGCAACACGUACAUGAUCAAUGAGAACAACUACACGCUGGAGGCGACCAAAAAUGGCCAGGCUGUCUGCCCCUAUGACCCCCGUCAUAACUCCACCUCCGUGCUGGCGGACAAUGAACUGUAUUCGGGUACUGUGGCCGAUUUCAGCGGCAGUGAUCCGAUUAUCUAUCGAGAGCCCCUGCAGACCGAGCAGUACGAUAGCCUCAGUCUCAACGCCCCGAACUUUGUGAGCUCAUUCACGCAGGGAGAUUUCGUGUAUUUCUUCUUCCGCGAGACAGCCGUGGAGUUCAUCAACUGUGGCAAGGCGAUUUAUUCGCGUGUGGCCCGCGUCUGCAAAUGGGAUAAGGGUGGACCGCAUCGGUUCCGCAACCGCUGGACAUCGUUCCUCAAGUCCCGCCUGAAUUGCUCGAUACCGGGCGAUUAUCCCUUCUACUUCAAUGAGAUACAAUCGGCCAGCAAUCUGGUGGCGGGAGAGUACGGUUCGAUGAGCUCGAAACUAAUCUACGGAGUCUUUAAUACCCCCGCCAACUCGAUACCCGGCUCAGCGGUGUGUGCCUUUGCCCUGCAGGACAUAGCGGAUACCUUCGAGGGCCAGUUCAAGGAGCAGAGCGGCAUAGGCUCCAACUGGCUGCCGGUAAACAAUGCCAAGGUCCCUGAACCGCGUCCCGGCUCCUGUCACAACGAUUCACGAACGCUUCCGGAUCCGACAUUAAAUUUCAUCAAAACACAUUCGCUAAUGGACGAGAAUGUGCCGGCGUUUUUCGGUCAGCCGAUUUUGGUCCGGACGAGCACAAUAUAUCGCUUCACCCAGAUAGCUGUCGAUGCACAGAUCAAAACACCGGGCGGCAAGACCUACGAUGUCAUAUUCGUGGGCACAGAUCACGGGAAGAUCAUCAAAUCGGUGAAUGCCGAAUCAGCUGAUUCCGCUGACAAGGUCACCUCCGUGGUCAUCGAGGAGAUCGAUGUGCUGACCAAAAGCGAACCGAUACGGAAUCUGGAAAUAGUCCGGACCAUGCAAUACGAUCAACCCAAGGAUGGCAGCUACGACGAUGGCAAAUUAAUCAUUGUGACAGACAGCCAGGUGAUAGCCAUACAAUUGCAUCGUUGUCACAAUGACAAAAUCACCAGCUGCAGCGAGUGCGUCGCCUUGCAGGAUCCUUACUGUGCCUGGGACAAAAUUGCCGGCAAGUGUCGCUCCCAUGGCGCACCACGUUGGCUGGAGGAGAACUAUUUCUAUCAGAAUGUGUCCACUGGCCAGCAUGCUGCCUGUCCCUCAGGCAAAAUCAAUUCAAAAGAUGCCAAUGUGGGCGAGCAGAAGGGUUUCCGGAAUGACAUGGACUUAUUGGAUUCGCGUCGUCAGAGCAAGGAUCAGGAAAUCAUCGACAAUAUUGAUAAGAACUUUGAAGGCCCUCAAAUUUCCGCAGACAUUAUCAAUGCCCAAUACACGGUGGAGACCCUGGUGAUGGCCGUGCUGGCCGGAUCGAUAUUCUCGCUGCUGGUUGGCUUCUUUACAGGCUACUUCUGCGGCCGGCGCUGCCACAAGGACGAGGACGACAAUCUGCCGUACCCGGACACGGAGUACGAGUACUUUGAGCAGCGUCAGAACGUCAAUAGCAGUUUCCCCUCGUCGUGCCGAAUCCAACAGGAGCCGAAGCUGCUGCCCCAGGUGGAGGAGGUGACCUAUGCAGAGCCAGUGCUGCUGCCACAGCCACCGCCGCAGAACAAGAUGCACUCGCCGAAGAACACGCUCCGCAAGCCACCCAUGCAUCAGAUGCACCAGGGACCCAACUCGGAGACGCUCUUCCAGUUCCAGCCAGAUGGCUACAACACCCAGCAGACAUAUCGCGGACGCGACAACUUUGGAACGUUGCGCUCCCACCAGGUGAUGGGCGACAACUAUCGACGCGGCGAUGGCUUUUCGACCACACGCAGCGUCAAGAAGGCUGUAAACAACACAAACACACGAAACAGAAGUCUUGGUCGCGCAAGAAGACAGCCGCCCCGUCAUGGCAUCGUAACUCAACAUCGCUCGAAUAGCCCCCAGCCACAACCACAGCAGCAGCAGCAGGCACAACAGCAGCCGCACUCCAGCUCCGGCUCGUCGCCGGUAAUGUCGAACAGCAGCUCCAGUCCAGCGCCGCCGUCGAGCAGUCCCAGCCCCCAGGAGAGCCCCAAGAACUGCAGCUACAUUUACCGUGAUUGAUUGAUAUGUAACACCAAGUCGA
Messenger RNA from Drosophila miranda, 4445 nucleotides. RefSeq names its product semaphorin-1A. Gene Ontology annotation, biological process: positive regulation of cell migration; axon guidance; negative regulation of axon extension involved in axon guidance. Lineage: Eukaryota; Metazoa; Arthropoda; Insecta; Diptera; Drosophilidae. The transcript has 21 exons. Bases 1532 to 4423 code for a protein of 963 amino acids. Gene Ontology annotation, molecular function: semaphorin receptor binding; chemorepellent activity. The record is from RefSeq and is a predicted model, not a curated record.